Impatiens glandulifera is the source of this 1317-nucleotide messenger RNA. Its product is annotated as protein phosphatase 2C 37-like. The record is from RefSeq and is a predicted model, not a curated record. The transcript is spliced from 3 exons. Gene Ontology annotation, molecular function: protein serine/threonine phosphatase activity; cation binding. NCBI's taxonomy places the organism in Eukaryota, Viridiplantae, Streptophyta, Magnoliopsida, Ericales, Balsaminaceae. Gene Ontology annotation, biological process: protein dephosphorylation. Gene Ontology annotation, cellular component: cytosol; nucleus. Bases 40 to 1182 code for a protein of 380 amino acids.
UCAAUCAAAUUAAUUAACAGUCUCGAUAGAAUUUGAUUAAUGGCGGGUAUGUGCUGUGAAGUUGUUGGUGAAUCGGAGACGGCGAGCUCUAGAGUCGAGUCGAAGGCGUCGAAACGGAGGAGGAGGCAGCAGUUGGAUCUGAGCUCGUUGAAGUUCAUGGCGGCGGACGUCGGAGUUGUUGCUCCUCCUCCUCUGGAUAAUGACCGCAAGAGACAGAAGAAGAAGGAAGUUGAGAAUUCGGAAUUGGAAUCGAAUUCGGUAACUAGUGAGAAAAUCAUACCUGAGCCUGAAGCGGUAGCAGAAGAUCAGCUGGUGAAUCCCCCUAAGUUUGGGAUAACGUCAAUACGCGGGAGGAGGAAAGAUAUGGAAGAUGCAGUGGCCGCUCAUCCUUCGUUUUAUAGGCGGAGGAGGAGCGAUGAGAAGAUGAAUAAACCUUCCGAUCUGCACUUUUUUGGCGUCUACGAUGGCCACGGCUGCUCGCAUGUUGCGAUGAAGUGCAAGGAUCGAUUCCACGGAAUAGUGAAGGAGGAACUGGAAGGUGCGGAUGAGGAGGAGGUUAUAAUUUGGAAGGAAUUGAUGGAUCGGAGUUUCUCGCGCAUGGAUAGGGAGGCGGUGGUUCACGUUUCGAGUUCUAACUGUCGAUGUGAGCUUCAACCGCCUAGAUGCGAUGCGGUUGGAUCGACCGCUGUAGUGGCGUUGGUGACGCCGGAGAAGAUCGUCGUCUCCAAUUGCGGUGACUCUCGAGCCGUACUCUGUAGGAACGCCGUCGCUACUCCUCUAUCUUCCGAUCAUAAGCCUGAUCGUCCGGAUGAGCUGGAUCGGAUCGAGAAAGCAGGCGGCCGCGUUAUAUACUGGGACGGAGCAAGAGUGCUUGGCGUUCUAGCGAUGUCUAGAGCGAUUGGAGAUCAUUACCUGAAACCGUUCGUGAUCUCCGAACCGGAGGUAACUGUAACAGAUAGAACGGCAGAGGAUGAGUUUCUGAUACUCGCAAGCGACGGGCUAUGGGACGUAGUUUCCAAUGAGACCGCAUGCGCAGUUGUAAGAAUGUGCUUGUUAUCAGGAGCAGGAGGAGGUGAUAAGGCUUGUUCGGACGCUUCCAUUGUUCUGACUAGGCUCGCACUCGCAAGGCACAGUUCCGAUAACGUCAGCGUUCUCGUCGUAGAUCUCAGGCGGCCGCUGUAGAGAUCGAUCCAUCAAUCCAUCUGAAGAGAGAAAUUUAUUUCAUCUUUUCUGUAGCUAUUAUAUGUUCAUAAGCUUUUAUAAUAAUAUUAUAUAAUAUUACUUUUAAUAAAUUUUAAGUUAAAAAGCAAUUCUACA